This is a messenger RNA of Neomonachus schauinslandi (Hawaiian monk seal), 9025 nucleotides long. RefSeq names its product tenascin XB (gene TNXB). Gene Ontology annotation, molecular function: protein binding. The record is from RefSeq and is a predicted model, not a curated record. Bases 92 to 9025 code for a protein of 2977 amino acids. The transcript has 33 exons. Lineage: Eukaryota; Metazoa; Chordata; Mammalia; Carnivora; Phocidae.
CCCUGCCCUGUCUUGAGAACUCCCCUCCCAAGGUCAGGAACAGAGCAGGUGCAGAGGCACUGCAGUCUCCUGUUGCCCAGCCUCCUGAGUGAUGCCAGCCCAAUGGUUCCUAAUCUCCAGACUGGCCCUCUUGGUACUGCUGGGCACAGUCAGAGCAGGCCCUUUCUCUCCACGGUCCAAUGUGACACUCCCAGCCCCACGUCCUCCUCCCCAGCCGGGGGGCCACACAGUGGAGCCAAUAGGGGGAAGCCCCUCUUCUCAGCUUUAUGAGCACACUGUGGAAGGAGGGGAGAAGCAGGUAGUUUUUACCCACCGCAUCAACCUGCCCCCUUCAGCUGGCUGUGGUUGUCCCCCGGGCACGGAGCCCCCCAUUCCUGCCUCAGAGGUGCAGGCCUUGAAGGUCCGGUUAGAGAUCCUGGAGGAGCUGGUGAAGGGGCUGAAGGAACAGUGCACUGGGGGAUGUUGUCCUGCUGCUGCCCAGGCUGGCACAGGCCAGACGGAUGUUCGUAGCCUCUGCAGUCUCCAUGGCGUGUUUGACCUGAGCCGCUGUGCCUGCUCCUGCGAGCCAGGCUGGGGUGGGCCCACCUGCUCAGACCCCACAGGCGCUGGGGUGCCCCCAUCCUCCCCACCCUCAGCCUCCAGGGCCUGCCCAGAUGACUGCAACGAUCAGGGUCGCUGUGUCCGUGGGCGCUGCGUGUGCUUCCCUGGUUACAGCGGCCCCAGCUGUGGCUGGCCCUCCUGCCCCGGGGACUGCAACGGCCGUGGGCGCUGCGUGCAGGGCGUGUGCGUGUGCCGGGCGGGCUUCUCCGGCGACGACUGCAGCCAGCGCUCCUGCCCCCGGGGCUGCAGCCAGAGGGGGCGCUGCGAGGACGGGCGCUGCGUGUGCGACCCGGGCUACGCGGGCGACGACUGCGGGGUGAGGAGCUGCCCUAGAGGUUGCAGCCAGAGGGGGCGCUGCGAGAACGGGCGCUGCGCGUGCGACCCCGGCUACGCGGGAGACGACUGCGGGGUGAGGAGCUGCCCCCGGGGCUGCAGCCAGAGGGGGCGCUGCGAGGACGGGCGCUGCGUGUGCGACCCCGGCUACACGGGCGACGACUGCGGCUCGCGGAGCUGCCGGUGGGACUGUGGCGAGGGCGGGCGCUGCGUGGACGGCCGUUGCGUGUGCUGGCCCGGGUACGCGGGCGACGACUGCAGCACCCGCACGUGCCCGCGAGACUGCCGGGGCCGCGGGCGCUGCGAGGACGGCGAGUGUAUCUGCGACGCAGGCUACAGCGGGGACGAUUGCGGAGUGCGCAGCUGCCCAGGCAACUGCAACCAGAGGGGCCGCUGUGAGGACGGGCGCUGCGUGUGCUGGCCCGGGUACACGGGGCCCGACUGCGGCUCGCGCGCCUGCCCCCGCGACUGUCGGGGCCGCGGGCGCUGCGAGAACGGCGUGUGCGUGUGCAACGCGGGCUACAGCGGCGAGGACUGCGGCGUGCGCAGCUGCCCCGGGGACUGUCGCGGCCGGGGCCGUUGCGAGAGUGGUCGCUGCGUGUGUUGGCCCGGGUACACAGGCCGGGACUGCGGCACGCGCGCCUGCCCUGGCGACUGUCGUGGGCGCGGGCGCUGCGUGGACGGCCGCUGCGUGUGCAACCCCGGCUUCGCGGGUGAGGACUGCGGGAGCCGUCGGUGCCCUGGGGACUGCCGCGGGCGCGGGCGCUGCGAGGAUGGCGUCUGCGUGUGCAACGCGGGCUACGAGGGAGAGGACUGUGGCGCGCGCAGCUGCCCGGGAGGUUGCCACGGGCGCGGCCAAUGCUGGGACGGGCGCUGCGUGUGUGACGAUGGCUACUCGGGCGAGGACUGCAGCGCAAGGCGGUGCCCGCUAGACUGCAGCCAGCACGGCGUGUGCCAGGACGGCGUGUGCACCUGCUGGGAGGGCUACGCAGGCGAGGACUGCGGCCUCCGUACCUGCCCCUCCAACUGCCACCAGCGCGGCCGCUGUGAGGGUGGGCGCUGCGUGUGCGACUCAGGCUACACCGGCCCCUCCUGCGCCACCCGCACCUGCCCGGCCGACUGCCGCGGGCGCGGGCGCUGUGUGCACGGCGUGUGCGUGUGCCACGUGGGCUAUGGCGGCGAGGACUGUGGGCGGGAAGAGCCUCCCGCCAGUGCCUGCCCUGGCGGCUGUGGGCCCCGGGAACUGUGCCGCGCGGGCCAGUGUGUAUGCGUGGAGGGCUUUCGAGGACCCGACUGCGCCACUCAGAUGUGCCCUGGGGACUGCCGUGGCAGGGGAGAGUGUCGUGAGGGCAGCUGCGUCUGUCAAGAUGGUUAUGCAGGGGAAGACUGCGGGGAAGAGGUGCCAGCCAUUGAGAGCAUGAGGAUGCACCUCUUGGAGGAGACAACGGUUCGGACAGAGUGGACCCGGGCUCCUGGCACGGUGGAUGCCUAUGAAAUUCAGUUCAUUCCCACGACAGAGGGGGUGAGCCCCCCAUUCACAGCACGGGUACCCAGCUCUGCCUCAGCCUAUGACCAGAGAGGACUGGCGCCUGGGCAGGAGUACCAGGUCACGGUCCGCGCCCUUCGAGGGACUAGCUGGGGCCCUUCUGCCUCCAAGACCAUCACCACCAUGAUCGAUGGCCCACAAGACCUCCGAGUGGCGGCUGUGACACCAACCACACUGGAGCUCAGCUGGCUGCGACCCCAGGCUGAGGUGGACCAGUUCGUGGUGUCCUAUGUCAGCGCCGGCAACCAGAGGGUGCGGCUGGAGGUGCCCUCUGAGGCGGACAGGACGGUGCUGACCGACCUGAUGCCAGGCGUGGAAUAUGUAGUGACCGUCACGGCAGAGUGGGGCCGGGCAGUAAGCUACCCGGCUUCUGUCAGGGCCAACACAGGGUCCUCUCCCUCGGGCCUCUUGGGGGCCACUGAUGAGCCUCCUCCCUCAGGCCCUUCCACAACUCAAGGGGCCCGGGCCCCCGAACUGCAGCAGCGCCCCCAGGAGCUGGGAGAGUUGAGGGUGUUGGGCAGAGACAAGACAGGGAAGCUCCGCGUCGCUUGGACAGCUCAGCCCGACACGUUUGCCCACUUCCAGCUGCGCCUUCGGGUGCCCGAGGGGCCGGGAGCGCACGAGGAACUCCUGCCAGGGGACGUCCGCCAGGCUCUGGUGCCCUCACCCCUUCCUGGAGCCCCCUAUGAGCUGUCACUCCGUGGGGUCCCCCCGGAGGGCGUGCCCUCUGCCCCUCUCAUCUACCAAGGCAUUAUGGACAAGGAUGGGGCGAAGCUUGGGAAGCCCUUGGCCCCGCCACGCCUGGGCCAGCUGAUAGUCACUGACAUGACGUCCAACUCCCUGCUCCUGCACUGGACGGUCCCCGAGGGUGAAUUCGACUCCUUCGUGAUCCAGUACAAGGACAGGGAUGGGCCCCAGGUGGUACCUGUGGAAGGAUCCCAGCGCUCAGCCCUCAUCACCAACCUGGACCUUGGCCGCAAGUACAAAUUCCUGCUAUAUGGGCUCCUGGGCAAGAAGAGGCAUGGCCCCCUGGUGGCUGAAGCCAAGAUCCUGCCUCAGAGUGAUCCCAGCCCAGCGACUCCACCCCGCCUCGGAAAGCUGUGGGUGACAGAUCCCACCCCAGACUCACUGCACCUCUCCUGGACUGUCCCUGAGGGCCAGUUUGACUCCUUUGUAGUCCAAUAUAGGAACGGGGAUGGACAGCCCCAAGCGAUGCCCGUGGAAGGGCCCGAGCGCUCGGUCAUUGUCUCCUCGCUGGAGCCUAACCACGAGUACAGAUUCACUCUGUUCGGGAUUGCCAACAAGAAGCGGCAUGGCCCCCUCACAGCCGAUGGCACCACUGCCUCAGAGCAGACAGCGGAGUCCCUCCACCCAGAGGCCACAGUGCAGCCCCUGCUGGGGAAGCUGUGGGUGACUCAGGCAAACCCAGACUCCCUGCGCCUGUCCUGGACCGUGACCCAGGGCUCCUUCGACUCCUUCGUGGUCCAGUACAAGGAUGCGCAGGGCCAGCCCCAGGCGGUGCCCAUCAGGGGGGAUGAGAACGAGGUCACCAUCCCGGGCCUGGAGUCCCACCGGAAGUAUAAGAUGAACCUCUAUGGGCUUCAUGGCAGGCAGCGUGUGGGACCUGUGUCCGUGGUGGCCACCACCGCCCCCCAGGACCUUGUGGAGGAGACGCCCAGCCCCACAGAACCCAGCACGGAGGCCCCAGAGCCCCCCGAGGAGCCCCUCCUGGGGGAGCUGACGGUCACAGGAUCCUCCCCAGACUCGCUGAGCCUCUCCUGGACCAUCCCCCAGGGCCACUUCGACUCCUUCACUGUCCAGUACAAGGACGGGGACGGGCGGCCCCAGGUGGUGCGUGUCAGAGGUGACGAGAGUGAGGUCACCAUCGGGGGCCUGGAGCCGGGGCGCAAGUACAAGAUGCACCUGUAUGGCCUGCACAGGGGACAGCGCGAGGGCCCCGUGUCCACCGUGGGCGUGACCGCUCCACAACCAGAAGAGACUCCAGCCAUAGAGCCGCCCCUAGAGCCACGCCUGGGAGAGCUGACAGUGACAGAUGUGACCCCCAACUCCAUGGGCCUCGCAUGGACGGUCCCUGAGGGUGAAUUCGACUCCUUUGUGGUCCAGUACAAAGACAGGGGCGGGCAGCCCCAGGUGGUCCCUGUGGAGGGCAGCCUCAGGGAGGUCACCAUCCCCAGCCUGGAGCCUGCGUGCAAAUACAAGAUGAACUUCUACGGGCUACAUGAUGGGCAGCGCGUGGGCCCCCUCUCUGUGGUAGCUGUGACUGCUCCCCUCCCCCCAGCCCCAGGCACAGAAUCCCCCGAGGAGCCACGGCUGGGGGAGCUGACAGCGGUGGACCUGAGCCCGGACUCCGUGACCCUCUCAUGGACGGUUCCCGAGGGUGAAUUCGACUCCUUCGUGGUCCAGUACAAGGACAGGGACGGGCAGCCCCGGGUGGUGCCUGUGGCUGCGGACCAGCGCGAGGUCACCGUGUCCGGCCUGGAGCCCAGCAGGAAGUACAGGUUCCUGCUCUACGGACUUCAGGAUGAGAAGAGACGCAGCCCAGUCUCUGUGGAGGCAAAGACAGCUGCCCAAGGUGACGCCAGCCUCGGGGCCCCACCCCGCCUUGGGGAGAUGUGGGUGACAGAUCCCACCCUGGACUCUCUGCGCCUCUCCUGGACAGUCUCUGAGGGCCACUUUGACUCCUUUGUGGUCCAGUUCAAGGACAAGGAUGGGCCCCGGGUGGUGCCCGUGGAGGGCCACGAGCGCUCGGUCACCAUCACCCCUCUGGACACUGGCCGCAAGUACAGAUUCCUCCUUUAUGGGCUCCUGGGCAAGAAGCGCCACGGCCCCCUCACUGCUGAAGGCACCACAGAGCCCUGGAGUGGUGUGGACGAUGCUAGAACAAAGCACCCCCCAAAGCCCCAUCUUGGGGAGGAGCUACAGGUGACCAGCGUGACACCAGACUCUGUGAGCCUCGCGUGGACGGUCCCUGAGGGCCAGUUUGACUCCUUCGUGGUCCAGUACAAAGACAGGGCCGGGCAGCCCCAGGUGGUCCCGGUGGAGGGCGGCCUCAGGGAGGUCAGCGUCUCGGGCCUGGACCCAGCCCGCAGGUACAAGCUGCUGCUGUACGGGCUGCACCAGGGCAAGCGCGUGGGCCCCAUCUCCGCCGUCGCCUUGACUGCCCCCAGGGUACAUAUCAAAGCCGAGGCCCCAAGUCCUCCAGGGCCUGAGCCCCGCCUAGGGGAGAUGACUGUGGAGAAAGCCACACCAGACACCUUGCAUCUCUCCUGGACCAAGACUGAGGGCGAUUUUGACUCCUUCGAGGUCCACUACACAGACCGAGAUGGGCAACCCCAAGUAGUCAGGAUAGAUGGUGACCGGAAUGACGUCAUCCUCUCUGGCCUGGAAUCUGAGCACAGAUACCUAGUGAACCUGUACGGUUUCCAUGGCCAGCAGCGAGUGGGUCCUGUCCACAUCGAGGCACUGACAGUCCCAAGGGAAGAGGAGGAUGGACCUUCAGAGCCUCCCACCAAGCCCCGCCUAGGGGAGCUGACCGUGACCGACGCCACUCCUGACUCCCUGCACCUCUCCUGGACUGUCCCCGAGGGUCAGUUUGACCCCUCCCUGCCCGCAGAGCGCCCUGUGGCACCCCGCCUGGGGGAGCUGGCUGUGGCAGCCGUGGCCUCCGACACAGUGAGCCUGUCGUGGAUGGUGGCCCAGGGCUCCUUCGACUCCUUCCUGGUCCAGUACAAGGAUGUGCAGGGCCAGCCCCAGGCGGUGCCUGUGGGUGGGCACCUCCGUGAGAUCAGCAUUUCGGGCCUGGACCCGGCCCGCAAGUACAAGUUCCUACUCUUCGGCCUCCGGGAUGAGAAACGCCACGUCUCAGACACGAAACCUCCCCACCUCGGGGAGCUGACAGUGACGGACCUGAGCCCGGACUCCGUGACCCUCUCAUGGGCGGUCCCCGAGGGUGAAUUCGACUCCUUCGUGGUCCAGUACAAGGACAGGGACGGGCAGCCCCGGGUGGUGCCUGUGGCCGCGGACCAGCGCGAGGUCACCGUGUCUGGCCUGGAGCCCAGCAGGAAGUACAGGUUCCUGCUCUACGGACUUCAGGAUGGGAAGAGACGCAGCCCAGUCUCUGUGGAGGCAAAGACGGCCCCCCUGGAGCACCCACCCCUCCUUGGGGAGCUGACAGUGACAGAUGAGACCCCAGACUCCCUGCGCCUCUCAUGGACGGUGGCCCAGGGCCUCUUUGAUUCCUUUGUGGUCCAGUACAGAGACCCAGCUGGGCAGCCCCGGGCAGUGCCUGUGGCCAAAGACCAGCGGGAAGUCACCAUAGAGGGCCUGGAGCCUGGCAGGAAAUACAAGUUUCUGCUAUAUGGGAUCCACGGAGGACAGCGCCUGGGCCCCAUCUCCGUCCUGGGAGUGACAGCCCCCUGGCGCCCAGCCACAGAGGCCCCCAAGCCCCCCACAGGGCCCCAGCUAAGGACACUGGCAGUGAGCGACAUAACCCCAGACUCCCUGUGCCUCUCAUGGAGUGUGGCCCAGGGCCCCUUUGAGUCCUUCGUGGUCCAGUAUCAGGACACAGAUGGGCAGCCCCAGGCCUUGCUCGUGGGCGGCAAGCAGAACACGGUGCAAGUGUCGGGCCUGGAGCCCCGCACCGCCUACAAGUUCUUCCUCUACGGCCUCCACGAAGGGAAGCACCUGGGGCCUGUCUCGGCCGAGGGCACCACAGGGCCUGCUCCUGCCGGCCUCACCCCAGGGGAGCCAGGGCCCCGCCUGUCCCAGCUGUUGGUGACCGACGUGACCACCAGUUCGCUGCGGCUCAACUGGGAGGCCCCGUCGGAGGCCUUUGACUCCUUCCUGCUCCGCUUCGGGGUCCCAUCCCCAAGCACCCUGGAGCCGCACCUGCGUCCCCUGCAGCAGCGGGAGCUGACAGUGCCGGGGUCGCGGCGCUCCGCCGUGCUCCGGGACCUGCACCCGGGGACCCUGUACAGCCUGACGUUGUAUGGGCUGCGUGGGCCCCAUAAGGCCGACAGCAUCCAGGGCACGGCCCGCACCCUCAGCCCAGUUCUGGAAAGCCCCCGUGACCUUCAGUUCAGCGAAAUCGGGGAAACCUCGGCUCAGGUCAGCUGGAUGCCUCCAGCAUCCAGAGUGGACAGUUUCAAAGUUUCCUACCAGCUGGCAGAUGGAGGCGAGCCGCAGAGUGUGCAGGUGGAUGGCCGCGCACAGACCCAGAAACUCAAGGGGCUGAGCCCAGGCUCUCACUAUGAGGUGACCGUGGUCUCUGUCCGUGGCUUUGAGGAGAGCGAGCCUCUCACCGGCUUCCUCACCACAGUUCCUGACGGCCCCACUCAGCUUCGAGCGCUAAACUUGACGGAGGGAUCGGCUCUGCUGCACUGGAAACCCCCGCCGGCCCCUGUGGACAAGUAUAACCUCCGUGUCACAGCCUCAGGGGCCCCCUCACUGCAGGCCUCAGCCCCGGGCAGUGCGGUGGAGUACCCUCUGAGUGGCCUGGAGCUGCACACCAACUACACAGCGACCGUGCGUGGUCUUCGGGGCCCCAACGUCACCUCCCCAGCCAGCAUCACCUUCACCACAGGGUUGGAGGCCCCCCAGGACCUGGAGGCCAAGGAAGUGACCCCCCGCACAGCCCUGCUCAUUUGGACUGAGCCCCAAGUCCCUCCAACCAGCUACCUGCUCAGUUUCAACACCCCUGAUGAACAGACCCAGGAGAUCCUGCUCCCAGGAGGGGUCACCUCUCACCAGCUCCUGGGCCUCUUCCCCUCCACCCCCUACAGCGUGUGGCUCCGGGCUAUGUGGGGCGAGAGCCUCACACCGCCUGUGUCCACCUCCUUCACCACUGGUGGACUUCCGAUCCCCUUCCCUCGGGACUGUGGGGAGGAGAUGCAGAACGGAGCCCGCACCUCAAGGGCCACCACCAUCUUCCUCAAUGGCAACCGCGAGCGGCCCCUGGACGUGUUUUGUGACAUGGAGACCGAUGGGGGCGGCUGGCUGGUGUUCCAGCGCCGCAUGGACGGACAAACGGACUUCUGGAGGGACUGGGAGGACUACGCCCACGGCUUUGGCAACAUCUCCGGGGAGUUCUGGCUGGGCAACGAGGCCCUGCACAGCCUGACAGACGCGGGCGACUACUGCAUGCGCGUGGACCUGCGGGCCGGGGACGAGGCCGUGUUCGCGCAGUACGACUCCUUCCGGGUCGACUCGGCGGCCCAGUACUACCGCCUUCAUUUGGACGGCUACCACGGCACGGCAGGCGACUCCAUGAGCUACCACAGUGGCAGUGUCUUUUCUGCCCGGGAUCGAGACCCCAACAACCUGCUCAUCUCCUGCGCUGUGUCGUACCACGGGGCCUGGUGGUACAAGAACUGCCACUACGCCAACCUCAACGGGCUCUACGGGAGCACAGUGGACCACCAGGGGCUGAGCUGGUACUACUGGAAGGGCUUCGAGUUCUCUGUGCCCUUCACGGAAAUGAAGCUGAGGCCAAGAAGCUACCGGCCCCCAGCGGCCCAGGGAGGCUGA